AGCGAGAGGACAUGGAGGCACUCAGAGAGACUUAAAGGAGCUUUUAUAUAAGGGCUUUUAUUUAGAAAUGCGUAGUACAUCUUCAUAUUUAUAUUUGUUUGAGUUUCUUUGAUCUCUACGAUGUUUCCCUUAGUGACAGUGGCGGUCUUUGGGGUCAUCAUGGGGAUGACUGUUACACCGGGCAACACGGCGCGGGUCGUCAGCGGUCAGACGGUGUGUUUGGGGGGUCCGGACCAACCCUGCUAUAAGAUCGCUUACUUCCACGAUGUGACGAGUCGUGUUGCGUUCAGGGAAGCUCGUCAGGCCUGUGAGAUGGAUAGGGGGGAACUGAUCAGCAUCCAGAGUCCGGAGGAGCAGAGAGACAUCGAGAACCUGCUUCAGGAUCUGCGUUCCGGAGCAGUGGGGGGGCUAGAAGGGAUCUCUGACGGGGAUUUCUGGAUUGGUCUGACACGUGUGGACGGGACUCUGAACCCUGAACUCAGCAACACCUUCACUUCCUGUCCACACCUAUACAGCUGGGGACCGACGGGAAGCCCCGCAUCCUUCAGGAACUGGUAUUUUGAUGAGCCGUCCUGUGGGGGGGAAUCCUGCGUUGUGAUGUACCAUCAGCCCACAGCUCCUGGUCUGGGCGGGGCUUAUCUCCACCAUUGGAACGACGACCGCUGCAACAUGAAGCACAACUUCAUCUGCAAAUAUCAACCAGAGAGCCAUGUUGUGAAGGAACCUGUUGAAACACCUGGGGGGCGAGGUUCAGAGUCGACUGCAGGUGGAGGUUUGGUCCGAGCUUCAGGCAGCGAAGACAGCCCCCCACAGGUCACCAUGGCGGGGGCUUCUGGCAUGCUGCUGGUAUACGUCAUAAUACCCACAAUCCCGCUGCUGCUGCUCAUCCUGGUGGCUUCUGGGAGUUGUUGUUUCCAGAUGCUCAGCAGGAGUUCACCCCGCACUAAGAUGGCCCCCCCCACCCAGUCCACCCUCUGGAUCUCCAGGACGCAGAAACCAGAGAGCAUGGAGGUGUGACAUCAUCAGUGACAUCACGGCUCAGCUCAUCACAUUUAUUGAUCAGAGACUGGGGGGCGGGGCUUUGAGAGGACGAUGAUGUCAUCGCACAGGAGUUUAUGUUGUGUGUGUGUGUGUGAGCGUUAAAAA
Eleginops maclovinus (Patagonian blennie) is the source of this 1146-nucleotide messenger RNA. RefSeq names its product chondrolectin (gene chodl). The record is from RefSeq and is a predicted model, not a curated record. NCBI's taxonomy places the organism in Eukaryota, Metazoa, Chordata, Actinopteri, Perciformes, Eleginopidae. Gene Ontology annotation, biological process: positive regulation of axonogenesis. Gene Ontology annotation, cellular component: cytoplasm.